AUGGUUGGUAGCUUUCACAAUAAAGCUAUUGAAGCCACUGGUAAUCUAAUGAAUCAAAAGACACAUAUUGAAACAAAUGUGGUCAAACAGUCAGAAGAAGCUCGUAUGGCUUAUCGCACUUGCUUGAAUGCAUCAAUUGAUUGCACUAAGUUUUUGUUGCGACAAGGUCUUUCAUUUCGUGAUCAUGAUGAAAGUGACACUUCAAACAACAGAGGUAACUAUUUGGAGCUUUUGCAAUUCCUUAAGGAUCAUGAUGAGAAAAUAAAGGUUGUUAUGUUAGAUAAAGCUUUGGGAAAUCUCAAGCUAAUAGCUCCUUCAAUUCAAAAAGAUCUUGUUCAUUCAUGUUCUAUUGAAACCAUUAAAACUAUCAUAAGUGAUAUGAAGAAUGCUAGGUUCUUUUCUCUAUUGGUUGAUGAAGCACAUGAUGUUUGUAUAAAGGAGCAAAUGGCGGUGGUUUUGUGUUAUGUGGACAAAAAUGAGAAAGUCAUUGAAAGGUUUGUAGGAGUUCAAUAUGUUCCCGACACCACUUCAAACACACUAAAGGAGUUUAUUGAUGCGUUCUUUAAUUUCAAUGAGUUGAGCUUCUCCAAUUUACGAGGACAAGGUUACGAUGGUGCUAGUAAUAUGAAAAGUGAGUUCAAUGGCCCCAAGACAAAGAUUUUGAAUGAACAACUUUGUGCAUUCUAUAUUCAUUGUUUUGCUCAUCAACUCCAAUUAACUCUUGUUGCCAUAGCAAAGGAUAAUGUUGAUGUUAACACAUUUUUCCUAUUGGCUAAUAAUGUGGUAAAUAAUAUUAGAGCUUCAUUGCUUGAAAUGAUUGUUGAUGAUAACACCAAUGAUAGUGUGGCUAAAGCAAAUAGGUUAUUGAGAGACAUACAAACUUUUGAGUUUGUGUUUCUCCUAUUUUUUAUGAAAUCUAUAUUGGGAAUCACAAAUGAUUUAUCACAAGCAUUACAAAAGAAUGACCAAGAGAUUGUGAAUGCAAUGGCUUUAGUCAACACAUGUAAAGAACAACUACUCUACAUAAGGAAUGAUGAGGGGUUUGAUCUUUUGGUUGACAAAGUAUCAUCAUUUUCUGUCGAACAUCAUAUUGAGGUUGCAACUACUUCAGUGGAGAGAGCAUUUUCUGCCAUGAAUAUCAUUAAGAGUCCACUCCGUAACAGAAUGGGGGGAUCAAUGGUUAAAUGA
Pyrus x bretschneideri (Chinese white pear) is the source of this 1188-nucleotide messenger RNA. RefSeq names its product zinc finger MYM-type protein 1-like. Lineage: Eukaryota; Viridiplantae; Streptophyta; Magnoliopsida; Rosales; Rosaceae. The transcript is spliced from 3 exons. The record is from RefSeq and is a predicted model, not a curated record. The coding region runs from base 1 to 1188 and encodes 395 amino acids.